AUGGAGAGCGAACCCUAUGCUCCUGAGCGGCUUCGAAGUGCCCCCACCGCCUCCGCGUCUGCUGUUGGCACCAGCCUGUCAGGGGACGAGAGUGAGGGCUCGGGGCGACACAGCAGCUUUGGUUUCCAGCCCCGGCUGCCCUUGCCACCAGGCUCAAGACGGACAGGCAGUGCAGACACAAACGAGGUGGCGGCGCCUGGAAAGAGGCCUGGCCAUGAGAAACAACAGGGCCACGUUCGGAGUGCGAGCACAGAACCAGGCUGGCAGCCGCUUCAAAACGAGACGAGAUCGAAGAGCACGUUUGGCUAUCAGGCCCAACAGCACAACACAGGUCGCAGGAGUGCAAGCCCCACUGGCCCAACAGAGCGGAAUCGCGCAAAGCCAGUUAGCAAUUUUGGGUAUCAGCCGCGAAGAUUGAAAAGAGUGGAGAAAGAUGGCAACGAUGAGACCAGUCGGGAUGAUGGAAAUGAUGGAGUAGUCCGCGCAAAGAAUUUCGGGUAUAAGCCAAGACAACAAGAAUCUACAGCGAACUGUAGGGAUGCGCAUUCAGAGAAUGAACUUGGGCAGGGUGAGGGUGGGGAAACCUUGGGUGAGGAAAAUUGUGGUGGCAGUACCGAUUGGGAGCACGAGGGGAAGGGGACAGUGGAUGCAGGGAUGGAGGUCUGCAUGGAUGCAGGUCAACAGAAUGAUAAGGAACCAGGGUGCAAGGAGCGCACGAGCCUCCUUCCUGAACAACACCAAUCGCCCAUGGCACCAAUACACGAUGCUGGGCAGCAGAAGUUGGGCAGUUCUAAGGUAGCCAACGUCCCCAGAUCGAGUAGCCAAAAAGGUGGACCUGCAAGCAUCAAGAGCCACAGUCUGAUGGACUGCAAGGAUGGAAAUUUGGAUGUGCCUGUUGGAACGGUCGUUGGGAGUGUAGCCGAUGUCCAGGGCCAGACACCCAUGGACGAAGAGGAGGACUUUGUACAUUAUGAAUAUGCAGCUCCUCAUGCGGAAGAGGUUGGCUUGAAGCAUCCAUGCAUGGCUGAGGAGCCUGCCCUGCCACAUGGAGCUGUGGGUUUCCGGGACGAUCGCCAGUCAAUGACAGGUGCUAGUGAUUUGUUUUCGAGGUCUUCUGGUGGAUUCCGUAGCAGGACGCCUGAGAGCAUAGCUGCAAUGCAGUAUGCGAGUGAAUUGCUGGACUCGCAACCAAGGGCUACUCCUGUGAACUUGGAUGUAGAGGACAGCUCAUCUGAUGAAGAGAUUGUGUUGCCUGAAAAGCAGUUCCCGUUUUCAUACAUGACGGGAUUCAACCCAACAUGGCUGGAUUCUGAUUCCGACACUGAGAGUGAACGGACAAGGGCCUACCCACCAGCAGCCAACAAGAACGACCACAGUGGGGUUUCCGAAAACGAGGGUUGCCCAGUCAUUCAUGUGAAUGAGAGCAAGGGGAAGUACAUGGCCGAUCAGAUGGACAUUGACUCAUCUUCAGAUGACUAUGUGUUGGAAGAGGCGGAAGUUGUGUUGCAGAAUUUGAUGAGUGAUCAAAGCGCGCCGCGCACGCCAAGCGUUCAAGAGGGUCGCAGGUCGUACUUGCAGGCCUCCAACACGUCGGCAAGGUCAGCAAUGACGGGGUCGCCAAGUGUGGAAAGCCAAAGAGAUGAAGCCUCUACGCUUCUCCAAAAGCUGAUGACCCGUUCCAGCAUGACAUCCAGAAGCGCAGAAGAUGAUGUGAACAGUCCUUAUGAUAGAAAGACAGCUGCUAGGCUGUCGUUGCUGUCGCGGUCGUCAGGGCGAUCGGGAGGUUGGGAUGAGCUCAUGGAUGGUGUGCACGGAGAGGGUGCAGAGGGUGCAUGCGAUGGCCCUGGAAUGGAGGCAGCACUGCAGAAGCUCAUGGUUUCUGUCCACAGGAUGAAUGAGGAAGCGAGGGAUGGCACAACGGCGGAGAAGACAGUGUCAAGCUGGCUGCAGGAGGACAGGCUGGAUGGGGAGGUGAACCGUGAGCAAGGCAAAGUGGAUGUGGCCAGAGACGCGAAGACGAUGGAAGAGGACAGAGCAUUGGUGGAUUGUGUUGCUGAUGAGGUUGCAAAAGGUGCUCUGGAGGACUAUCAAACCACAUGUGUGGGGCAUCCCAUCGUUGCCAGUGAAUUGUCGUAUUCAUACAGUGAGGAUGACACUGUGGACGACGGCCGGGCUCACAGCCCAAUCAGUUCUGUUGGCCAUGCCAACUGGGAGGCGGUCGAGGGUGAUGGCACUUGCCCAGAAAUAUCUGAUGAGGAUGCUGAUGAUGUUAAGUGCCAAGGGACUGUUGAUGACGCGCCCUGCGAAGGUGGUGGUCAGUCACAGCCUGCCGACUUGAAGCCGUCCUGUGAAAACACAGAUAGCGUGCCUUGCGAUGGCCCCAGUCCGGCGCCUUGUGAAGACACAGAGAUUGUGCCUUGCGAUGGCCCCAGUCCAGUGGUGGCGGAGAGUGUGCCUUGCGAUGGCCCCAGUCCAGCGGCGGUUGAAGAAGAGGAAGACGGUUGUGAUGUGGUCAUGGUGACGGCAAGGGAUCUUUGUGUCAUUUCGCCUUCUGCGUCAGUCUGCAAUGACGAUGGCAUUGUGAGCUUGGCACCUAGUCCUGCCCCUCACGAUGUCCAUCCUGCCGCAGACGUUGUGUGUGAGAUUAGCAGCGGGGACACUGAGACUGAGAUAGCCCCCGUGCCCCUGGGUGUCGCUUCCUCUGUACAGCGCCCUUGCAGGGUGGAGAUGUCUGAACCAAGGAAGGCCGUUGAACUGGGGCCUGUCAGCCGCACCCAUCGCCGAGCAGUAGACCUCCCCCUGCAGUUGGACAAGGGCUGGAUGUCAAAGCCAUGCUUGGCCGUGAGGACCAGGAGGAAAUCUGCCGAUUUUGAGGCCUCUGGGAUGAACCCGCCCAGGUCUCCUCUGCACCGGCGAGUGAAUAUUGUCCUGAGGAUGGACGACCAGUGGCACUAUGGCGGGCGGACCACCAAAGGCAGACGAGAUGGAGCUGCUGUGCAGCCUAAUGGGGACUGGGUCCAGCCAGUGCUCAAUGCACUGUACGCACCUGUUCAUGGAAUUUACCAAGCCUUAGGUCUAGGGAAGAAUGGCUAA
Molecule: messenger RNA, 3093 nt
Organism: Ostreobium quekettii
Lineage: Eukaryota; Viridiplantae; Chlorophyta; Ulvophyceae; Bryopsidales; Ostreobiaceae
Source: the annotation of a GenBank genome assembly